Molecule: messenger RNA, 2142 nt
Organism: Rubroshorea leprosula
Lineage: Eukaryota; Viridiplantae; Streptophyta; Magnoliopsida; Malvales; Dipterocarpaceae
Source: the annotation of a GenBank genome assembly
AAUCCUCAUACAGCAUCACAGAAAAUUAAUGCUAUCUCAUGAGGGUACAUUUCUACCGUUGGUUAUUCCAGCAACAAUAUUCCAAGCAGGCCUUUGGUCAAUCUGGUUAACUGUUGUAUGUUGCCUAAAGAUGUUUCAAGCUUUGGCUAGAGAUCGACUUGAGCGUUUGAAUGCAUCCCCAUCUGCUACACCAUGGGCAUAUUUUCGUGUAUUUUCAGUGUUAUUGUUGGUUCUCUCUGUUGACGUAUUCUGGAUAAGGCUAUGUCUCAUGAUGCAUAGAACACUUGGUUCAUCUUUGUGUCUCCUGCUACUCUUUGAGCCUUUCAGUAUUGCUUUUGAGACAAUGCAGGCUAUUCUGGUUCAUGGGUUUCAGCUGCUUGAUAUUUGGAUCCACCAUUCAGGAAUUAACAACAGAAGUUGCCAUAGAUCAAAGAUUUUUGAUUUGUCAGCAGCAGGUUCAGUUGGUGAAUGGAAAGGCAUUCUCAUUCGGAAUUUGGGUUUCAUUUUGGACAUGGCAACCCUGUUAAUGGCACUUGGCCACUACUUGCAUAUUUGGUGGCUUCAUGGCAUGGCAUUCCAUCUCAUUGAUGCAGUUCUUUUCCUGAAUAUUCGUGUAAAUAUUUGUGCUUUGUUAAGUGCAAUAGUGAAGCGUAUAAAGGGUUUUAUCAAAUUGAGAAGGGCUUUAGGCACCCUUCAUGCAGCACUUCCUGAUGCAACGUUUGAAGAGAUACAGGCUUAUGAUGAUGAGUGUGCUAUAUGUCGGGAACCCAUGGCCAAGGCUAAAAAGCUCCAUUGCAACCACCUGUUCCAUCUUGCAUGCUUGAGAUCUUGGUUGGAUCAAGGUUUAAAUGAAGUUUAUUCAUGUCCAACAUGUCGAAAGCCACUUUUUCUGGGCAGACCUGAAAAUGAAACAAACAUUCACACUGGAGAAGUGUUAAGUGAUGAGCAGCUCGCUCGUCAAAUGGCGUUGGGAUUUGAUCAGCAAAAUGCUUCUGGUCAUACCCUACCUGCUGGAGUAUUCUCAAAUCAGAUGCAGAAUCCAGUAGAAGGCAGUCCUUGGAGGAGUGCAGGAUUGGAAUCAAGUUGGUUGCAUUCUUGGCCAAACCAAGGGGUUGAUGGAGCUGGUCCUUCAACUGCUAUCAGAUCAGUUGGGUUAGGGAGAGUUCAGAUGAUGAUGAGGCAUCUUGCAUCUGUUGGAGAAACUUAUGCACAGACUGCUCUUGAAGAUACGGCUUGGGGCCUGUGGCCAAUGAAUCAAUCUCAGGCUGCACCAUCUGGUUCAUCAAUUCCUCCAGCUGCUGGUGGAAGAUAUCCUGGAAAUGUUGGUUUACAUAUGAGGACCGCCUCGCGGAUGACAAAUGACAAUGUGGCAAACAUACUUGCUAUGGCUGAGACUGUAAGAGAGGUUUUGCCACACAUCCCAGAUGAGAUAAUUUUUGAGGAUUUGCAGCGGACAAAUUCAGUUGCUGUGACUGUGAAUAAUCUUCUGCAAAUGUGAGGAUGUUUUCUGUUUUUCUUUCAUCACAUGCAUCCAGUACAAGAAGAAGAUCCUUGGUAUUCUACUUACAUAGAAUUUCAAGGUAAUGCUGAAAGCAGAGGUUAUUGGAUUACAACAGAGACAGGUCCUUUCUUUUUAAGUGUUUUUGUUUCUUCAACUAUCCCAGAAUGUUCAUUCUGUAUAUAAAGGAAGCUGGCCAAAUCACAAUCUCGCAUGUAAGAAAGAAAAAAUUCCAAAGGCAGUUACUGUUUCUUGUUUUCCUUUAAUAAUAAAGUUGCCAACUAGCCAAAUAUGCAUAUUCUGGUUGAUCUUGCACCCUCACUUGAGAGUUGCUGCAUCAGAUGAGCUUACAGAUCUAUCGUGGUUGCCCUAACAUGGUCUCACCAGUGCGUAAUUAAGUAAUUAACAAUAAGUGAGUAUAUCUAGUCAUAAUAUGCUUUUUGGAGCACCUCAGGGAUGGACGAGUUGUGAAAUCAGUCGGUAUUUGUAUAUCAAAACUGUGUUUUUUGGUUGUAUGGUUUAAAGUUUAUUAGAUUGUACAAUUUAAACCAUUGAAUUAAGGGAUAGCUCCAAAUAUCAAGGAGUUUGUCCAAUGGUUCCUAUCUAGCAAUUUGGAUGGUAAAACAUAAAACUUUGUUAUUUCA